Messenger RNA from Pichia membranifaciens NRRL Y-2026, 2172 nucleotides. RefSeq lists its product as hypothetical. Bases 219 to 2045 code for a protein of 608 amino acids. The record is from RefSeq and is a predicted model, not a curated record. The transcript has a single exon. Gene Ontology annotation, molecular function: ubiquitin-protein transferase activity. Gene Ontology annotation, cellular component: SUMO-targeted ubiquitin ligase complex. Lineage: Eukaryota; Fungi; Ascomycota; Pichiomycetes; Pichiales; Pichiaceae.
UCAUUGGGCAGCGAACAUGUUUCGAAACCGUGCGCUGAGAGUCCGAGAUAAAAAUUUGGAAUGCACGGAUCCACUGUGGUGGCACUGGCCUGCAGAGCUUUCUUUUCCCUUUCUUCCGCCCUGCUGGUCCUUCAACACAGGGAAUUCGAGUGUCAGAGAAAGAGACACCCGUACAGAAAGACAUCCACACCCACAGAUUUGUCUGGGACUGAUCGGCGAUGUUAUCCCGAUCUUCCACGCUCGAGAACCAAGGGCAAGAUAGCCAUGGAAAUGGCGGUGUUGUUGAUAACGACGACAACGACGACAUCCAGAUCACUUCUGCGUCUUCGGCCAACACAGGCAUAGCUGAGCAGCUGCAGAACCAACACUCCCGGCAGCGGAGGCGACUUAGAACGGAGAACGAACGCCAGAGGCUCCGCCAGCAACGACAGCAGAGGAGAAACCGACAUGGAGAUGGACCGAGGACGAGCACAAGCACAGGCACCAGCCAGGGUGCAAACGCCACCGCAGGUUCUGGUGCCUCCUCGAACAUCGAUGACCCAAUAGUGAUAGACCUUCAUGCCUCGCAGGAGGCUGUGUCGGGGUUCUACACCAACCCAAACACCCACAUCCAGGACGACGGGCCGAUUUUGAUAACGUCAGACGCAGAGGACCUCGAGAGCAUAGAACGGAACGGACUUGAUGACCCAGGAUUCCACUCAGAUACAGAGGUCUCUGGGUCCACCUCCCCUCGAGUACGGAUGGCUCUCUCAGCAGACCAGACGUCGAUCAGAAACGCCCUGAGUGCUCAGCAGCAGCACUUGCAACACCUCAUCAAUCAGCAACAACAGCGUGAGAAUGCGCCAUCCACCCAUGAGAUGGACGAUGACAUCCAGUUCGUUGGAGAGCGGGAGCUUCCAGACCUACAAAUACUCCGAUCGGCUCCCGGCUACGAGCUCCACACCCCAUCGGGGCCGUUGUUUGUGCCCACCACGACCUCAAGUGAGAUCAGAAGUGCCGGCAACCGAUCAAGAGCCACCAUGGGAAGGUUCGGUGCAAGAACACCGGGCAGCUCAGGGUUUCUGGGUCUGGUCCGUUCCAACAGGAGGGCGACGCCCAGCCAGCAUACGUUACGACAGCGGCAGCUUGAGGCCAAUCGAAGAGCCCGGGACGCAGCAGGGAACACUGUUGCAGACCGUGUCCGAAGGAGGCCGCAGAGAAGCAGUGUGCGUGCCGGACACGAGCUUCAGAACGUGACGGUGAACGGGAGGCCCAGAAAUCACCCGAUCCUCUCGCUGGAGGGUCUGCAGGCAUACUCCAACAUGUACAGAUUUCUCCACUCUCUCGGUUUCCGAGACGACAGCACAGUUUUCCAGGACGUCGGGGGGUUUCCGUGGAUAAGUGGUGGCGGCGACGGUGGUGGCAAUGGCGAGAUGGAGAACGGUGACGGCAGCAACGUGCCGGCUAACGUCAUGCGGAUUCUUCAGAACCGGGACGAGGAGCGGGAGAACCAGAGAAUACAGAUGAGAAACACUAUUGCCACGACAGAGAAGAACAAGAAGGCCAAGGAGGCUCGUGUGGAUCUCCGACAGCGAAUGAAGUUUAGCAACAACUUAGGCGAACAAGGCCAGACGGACGUCUGUCUCUUGUGCGGUGUCACCCUUUUGCAGGGAAUUCCGGAGAACUGCUUUGGAGAAGGUGCAGAGGACAGAGAAAAGGCUGUGAAGCGACUCGUGCGAGAAGGGUUCAUAUCACCUUGGAAAGCGUGGACCCGCUUUACAAAGAUUGAAGUCGACCUAUCUAAAAAAGUGUUUUUCGGUACUUGUGGUCACAUUUACUGCGGCCGCUGUGUCAACAACAUCAUGAAGUUCCGCGGGCUCACGGCUCGGCAACGAAAGGACGAGUUGAACAAGACGAAGAAGGACCCGGCGGCCAGUCUCGAUCGUGUCUCUGCUUGGGACCAAAACUUCGAGAACCCGGCCUUCGCGGCCCCGCUCAAGUGCAUCGCUGACGGCUGUACAAGGCGAUUCACGGGCAAGACGCCUUUCAAUGAACUCUAUGUGUAGACAUCCCGCUAGAUAACUCCCGCUAAGAAGCGUCUCUUGGUUUCCCCGUCCCCCCCGCAUUUGUGCCGCCCGCCAUGUCUAUUUUGUCGCAGCGAGAGCCAGCGAUUGUUCAGCCGACUUUCUCGUU